Molecule: messenger RNA, 2457 nt
Organism: Plasmodium gaboni
Lineage: Eukaryota; Apicomplexa; Aconoidasida; Haemosporida; Plasmodiidae
Product: exported protein (PHISTc)
Exons: 2
Coding region: 1-2457 (818 amino acids)
Source: RefSeq, a predicted model, not a curated record
AUGAAAAUUCGGAAAGGACAUUUAUUUUUUAUGUUAGAAAAAAGAUAUAUUACAGAAAAAACUAAAAAUGAUAAACAGCAAUGUAAUUGUAAAUUAAACAAAGAAAAAAAAUCGUAUCAAAAUAAAGACAUUAAAAAUAAAUGGGUGCUCUAUAAAAAUAGUGAUUUAUUAUUAUUUCUUAUCUUAAUAGUUAUAUUAUUUCAGGAUAUAUAUUCAUACAAUAAAUGCACAAAGGUACAUCUCUUAAAAUUUAGUCCUAAUUUCGUAAGAGUAUUAAGUGAUUUAUAUUAUCAAAACCAACAUGAUUAUAAUUUGCAUGAUGUGAGUGGACUUUCAUCACUAGGAUAUAAUUCUAGAGAGAGUGCAUCUACUAUUAAUAGAAAUAAUUUUAAUGAUAAUAACUUAUCAAAUAAAUAUCAAGGUCAAGAUCAAGAACAAAGGAAUAUUAAUAAAGGAACUAGUUCUAAGAUAUUAAAAGAAUCAAGGAUUGCAAAUACAUCUCAAUCUAACAUUAAAUGUUUAGAUGAUGAUUUAAGUUUUUUAGAACAAUCUUUUAAAAGCAUAUCUUUUAAUACAGAUAAAGAAAAAGAUAUAAAUAGUGGGAAAAAUAUAAAUAAUGGGAAAAAUAUAAAUAAUGGAAAUAGUUAUAAAAUAUUAAACGAAUCUAUAACUGGAAAUACUACUAAUAAUAAUAUUUAUAAUAAUAAUAAUUCAAGGGAUAAUAUUCAUAAUUUCGGAAAAACUUCUUCAGGUGUUCAUUUACAAAAUAGGAAUCCAGGAGGAGGUAAUAGUGAUAGUAAUUCCCAAAUGUUUAGAGGAAAUAAAUAUGACAAGAAAAAUUAUAAUGAUAGUAAUAAUUAUAAUAAUCAAAAUAGUAGUAAUUACCAUAGUCAAUAUUCAAAUGGAUAUAACAAUAAAAUGGAUGGUAGGAACACAUCACAAGGAAAUUUUCAGAGAGAUCCAUAUAUAGAAGAAAAUUCAAGAAAUUACAAUAAUAUUUCAUAUAAUAAUUAUUCAAGCCAUACAGAAAAUCCAUAUAAUAAUAAUAAUUAUUAUUAUUAUGGUUAUGAAAAUACUACCAAUACGUAUCAUAAUAUGGGACAUGGAAAUCCUCAAACAAUUUCUAUAGAAGAAUGGAACGAAGGAAUGUAUUCAAUGUCAAAUAACUAUAAUACAUAUAACGAUCCAUAUUAUGAUAGUUAUUAUGAUGAUAAUAAAUGGAAUGAUGAUUUUCUUGUUAUGGAAAAAGAAUUUGAAAAACUGGUUCAUCAAAAACAUGGUGAAAAUUAUAAUCAUGAUAAUAUGUAUAAUACAUAUAUUAAUAAUUCAACAUAUCAAGGUCAAAAUUACAACCCAAGUAAUAUUGAUGAUUAUUUAGGAACUAUAGAUGAAGCUUUUGAAAGGGUGCAUUUUAAAGGACAUAAUAUUAGAAAUUCUAGUAUUAAUACAAAUUUUAAUUAUGAAGAUUAUAUGAAAGGGAAUAUGAAAAUUGAUUUCGUUGAUAGUUCAGAUGAAGAAUUUGAAAGUAAGUUUAAUAAUUCCUCUGCUCAGAAAAAAAAAAGCAAAAAGAGCAAAGUACAAAAUUUGAGAACAACAAGUCGUACAUUACAUAGAGAAGAUUAUAAUAAUAGUGAUGAUGAUGAUGAUAAUGAUGAUAAUGAUGAUAAUGUUGAUCAUAUUUGUAAUGAGAGUGAAUAUGAAUUUCCUACUAAAAAUAAUGAUUAUGAAGACAAUUCUUAUGAAACUGAAGGAGAAACACAAGGAUCGUCAUAUUCUGAUAAUAAUAAAAAAAAAAAAAAAACAGAUAAUAUGAAUAAAAUUGUAAAAAAAGAUUCUUCUUCUGAAAUACAACAUUCUAAAAAGGAAAACAUGAACCAAUUAUAUGCAGUCUUUCAAAGUGAUACCGGAAUUGAUGUAAAGUGGAAUACUUCGAAAGAAAAGAAAGUAAAUGAAUCAAAUAAAAAAGAAAUAACUAGUUUUGAAGAAAAUUAUACAGAAAAGGAAAUUAAUGAUAUUAUUUCAAAACUAAAUGAAUUUAUAAGUUUGAAAGAUAUGUUUAUUAUAUUUAAUCAUGUUAAAAGAAUUGAAAGGAAAAAAUUUCUUCAUAUGCAAAAAGAUAUGAAUGAAUAUAUAGAAAAAUGUAUACAAAAUUAUAAAAUGCCUGGUUAUAUAAAAAGGAAAUGUAUGGCUAAAGCAAAUUUUAAUAUGACUGCUGAUUACUUGGAAUUGGAAGGUAGAAUUUUACAGAAUUUUUAUACUUUGUUAUAUAAGGGAAAUAUGAGCAAGUCUAAUUUCAUUAAACUAAUACAGGAACAAAGAAAUUAUUGGUUGAAUCAAAGAACACAAUUGAAUUCUAUUUGGAAAGAUGAGAUUGAAAAAAAAAUGAAGUGGUAUGCAUUUCGUUUAAAAAAAGAUAAAAGUAUUGGAGAGUGGAUUGCAUUCCUUGCUAAGGAGUAA